UGCUGGAGCCGCGGCGCCGGAGCCACCGGAGCCACUUUCUCCCCUUCCCCCGAGCUAACGUGCUAACAGCGGCGCGGCUAAGUCUGCUGUAGCCGCCGCAGGUUCUCCUCCUGUGGAGCCUCUGUCCCGGUGUUGUGGCGGAACCGCCUCACCUCGCCCGCCCCCGCCCCCCAUGGACCCCGGACCCUGCGGAGUCCCCGGAUCAGGACCCGGAUCAGGACCAGGUCUGAGCGGUCUCGAGUCCAGCCUGCCUCAGUCGGACCCGCCCUGCCUGAUCGUGGAGGACUCCCAGCCCGACGGCACUGGGAUCGACGACGACCCAGACACCAGCUACAGAAAUCUGCUCAACAAGAGACUGAGCGGCCUGCAGCCCCGAGCCCCGAGCCCCGAGCUGGAGUUGAUUUCGUCUCGCGGCGGCGGUGGAGGUGGUGGAGGUGGUGGAGGCGGUGGAGGCAGGAGCCAAUCACAGCCUCUGAUCCACGAAAUGAACCCGAGUUUUGAGGAGAGUGAGAUUCUGGACGUUUCUGACAGGAAGCGUCGCUCUGAGGAGAUUGACUCUCGAGGAGAAUCUCAGUGUUUGACUCAUGAAGAAGGAGCCUCUCAGUUUGGUUUCUUGGAGCUGAGCCAGAGCCAGGACUUUGGAUCAGAACCCAUCCAGAACCAGACCAGGACUAAAGCAGAUGAGUCCAGCGGGUCUGCGGGCUCCAGGACUUCUCCUAAAUCCCAGUCCAGGUCCGGUCCUCAGGUCUCUGUGGAGGUCCUGCUCCACUCCCAGGUCCAGGAUUCAGACCAGGACCAGGAGGAGGAGGUGAUGUCGUCUCAGGAGGACCUCUUUGAUAAAACGGAGCCGACUCGUCACAGCUCCACCCCGUCUCGCUCUCUGGCCCUGCUGCACCUGUCGGGGGGGGUUCAAGGGACGCUCGUGCACAACAGCCUCUCACAAGGUUCCGUGGACUUUGUGGCUCCGACUCCAGAAAACUUGACUCCAAUGAUCGUCCCGAGCUCCCCCACCGACCUGCCCCCGCAGGGUGCUGAACCCGUGGACUCCUCCCUCCGUCAGACCGGCCAAUCACAGCGCAGAGACACUGGCCCCGCCUCCUCCACACCUGUGUCCCACAACACACCUGGGUUUGAGCCGGAGUGCCCCCUGUCUGUGCCGUCGCAACCGGACUUCUCACACGACGCGUUUGUACCGACUCAAAGCCAGGAGGACGUGUCUCAAUCCUCUGCACCUGCCAAACCGUCUGCACCUGCCAAACCGUCUGCACCUGCCGCCUCCUCUGCACCUGUCGCCUCCUCUCAGUCCUCGUUAAACUUGUGCAUAAACACAGAGGUUCAGGAGGAAGACGAGGAGGCCACACAGAUCGAGCCCAUGGAAGAAGAAGAAACAACUCCCCAGAAACCUGCUUCAAACUCCCAAAACUCCCAGAAUCCCUCGGCUCGCAGCCAGGGGAGCGCUCAAAAACCCAGCGACGCAAAUCAGGCAGCGGCGAGCCAAAGCAGCAUCAGCGGGUCAGGCCAAGAAACGAAAAACCAACGAGAAACACCAGAACAAGGACCAAACCCAAACUCUGACAGCCUGGAACGUGACACGCUGAACGUCAAAAACACAAAGAGUGUGACCGGUUUGAGCCAGGGCAGCGCUAAAGCUAACAGCCAACCUACCCAAUCCAUACCAGAGUCUGCGGCGGCGUCCCAGACCAAACUUUUGAAUGUCGAUCAUGAGAAAACUAAAAGAAAUGUAAAUCAAGCGAGUGCUAGAGCGAACAGCCAGCCCACUGUGUCUGUAGCCAAAGAAUUUAACGUAGAUCAUGAAAAAAUCACAAGAAGUUUGAGUCAAGGCAGCGCUAAAGCUAACGGGCAGCCUGCCAGAUCCGUCACAGAGCUGAAGGGGAGUAAAGCCGGUCUGGGCGCGUCUCAGGCUGAACUGAAGGAUGCAGAUCGUGAUAAAACGAACCAAGGCGGCGCCAAAGCGAACAGCCGACCCGCCGCGUCCGUGGAGGAGGUCGUCAUGGCGAUGCAGAGCCAGAAAUCAAACGGAAAUGACGAAGUUUCGCCUCAGAAGACGAGUGGAAGCCAGAGUCAAAGUCAGAUCACUGGAGGAGCGGGAGAAACAGAGAGAGAGCAGAGUUUGGGUCUGGUGCUGUCCCAGAGUGAGAUGUUAACGUCCGGAGGAGGAACAGGAGGAGGAACAGGAGGAGGAGCAGGAGGAGGAGCAGGAGGAGGAACAGGAGGAGGAGCAGGAGGAGGAACAGGAGGAGGAGCAGGAGGAGGAACAGGAGGAGGAGCAGGAGGAGGAACAGGAGGAGGAGCAGGAGGAGGAGCAGGAGGAGGAACAGGAGGAGGAGCAGGAGGAGGAGCAGGAGGAGACAAAAUGGCCGCUGAUGGAAAAGACAAGCGAGAAACAUCUGGAGGGAAGAGUCUGGACAGCUCUGGAGAUUUUUCGUUCCACUUCACGCUGCCGAAGGAGGGCGAGCUGAUUGGUCCGUGUGUGAGUGCCACGCCCCCUCAGAUCAGCGAGCUGAAGCAGUCGCACAGACACAGCACCCCCAUCGAGACCAACGCCCCCUCCCAGAACUCUGACGUCUCCGCAGGAAGUGACAUCGUGGCCGAGGGAAGUGACGUCACGGCUGACGAGGCUGAUGGGAAACUGAGUCUGAGGAUGAAGCUGGUGACUCCGGUGGAAGAAGGAAACAGCGAACGCUUCAGUCUGCAGAGACCGUCCCUCGGUGAGGACGUCCCCGCUGGUGUCACAUCCAAGAGCGAACACAGUCCGUCUGUGUUCAGUCGAGUCCGACAGGUGCACCGAGCGCCUGCCGAGGACACCUGCCCGCUCAGGAGUCCUCUGUUCAUGUCGCCUCAGAGGAACAGCCAAUCAGACGCCUCCGUGCAGGAAGUGACAUCACACUCCGCCACGGCCAAUGAAAACGGAGCAAAGAAUCUGUCCCAGAAUCCACCUGGAGCAGCCAACAGCCUCGACAAGACAGACCCCGAGACUCCGCCCCCUCGCAGAGGAGGGCCCGCCCACCGCCGACACGUGCGCACCAUCCAGGAAGUGCGCACGACGGUCACGCGCAUCAUCACCGACGUUUACUACGAGGACGGCAAAGAGGUGGACCGCACCGUCACCCAGGAGUCGGACGAGCCCGUGGUCCAGUUCCAGGUGAUGGACGUGUCUCCGAGUCGGACGGGCAGCAGCUCCGUGACGUCUGGAGACCUCGCUGACAUCAGCUCCUCCACCUGCACCACCGGGACCACGUCCAGCUCCAACCCCGACAGGACCGACAGGACCGACAGGACCGCCGACAGGCCCACCUUCCUCCCUCCGCCCAGCAGAGGGGCCAAAGCCAACAGAGCGCCCCCCGCAGGUCCAGACCCGCUGGCUCAGGUCUCGGUCUCAGACUCUCAGAGCUCGUCGGGCUCCAGCUUCGUGGGUCUUCGCGUCGUGGCGAAGUGGUCUUCAAACGGGUACUUCUACUCCGGGAGGAUCAUCCAGGACUUCGGGGUCCAGCCGGGCCCGGGCCCCGGGUCCGGACCGGGGGAAAACCGGUUCAGGCUCCGGUUCGACGACGGAUACGAGUGCGAACUGUGGGCCAGAGACAUCCUCCUGUGUGACCCCAUCCCCCUGGACACAGAAGUGACGGCCCUGAACCAGGACCAGACCUACUGCACAGGUGUGGUCCGGGCCCAUAAGUUGGACGGUUCGGAGCUUCAGUACUGUGUGGAGCGAGGAGACCAGAGGUUCUGGUUCUGUCGGAGUUCUGUGAUCCUGAGUCUGGACCAGGGGAACCGUCUGAGGGACAAACACAGUCUGGGCCCGUACACGCCGCCGCCCGCCCUCGGGACCGCCGCCGACAUCAGCCUGGAUAAUCUGGUUGAGGGGAAGAGGAAACGUCGCGGGGCUCAGUCGGCUCUGGCCACGCCCACUCGCUCCCCCCGAGCCCCCCGCCCCAAACCCGGCCCCUCUCCUGAUCCCGGUACUGAUCCCGGUCCAAGUCCUGGUCCUGGUCCGAGCUCCGGGUCCAAGAGGAAGCUGGUCUGUGAGCGGACGCCUGCGGCCAAGAGGGGGCGCCGAGGAGCCGCGGCGCAGGCGUCGGCGUUGAACACGUCGGACAGUGACGCGGCGGCGCUGGGGUCAUGUGACCACGCCCCCGGAGCGUGUGACUCGUCCUGUGACGUCAUCGCCACCCACGGGCCACGCCCCCAAAACCCCGCCCUCUUCGAGAACUUCGUCUUCCUCCUGACGUCGUCUUCAGAGAGAGACCGACUGAGCAACAGGCGAGACGACGAAGAGUUGGUCCAGACUGGUCCUUAUAACAAACGUUACACAGAGUCUCAGCUGCAGAGCGGAGGAGGAACUGUCCUCACACACUUCAACAAACAACAGUGCGAGGCGGCGUUCCAGUCCCUCCUUGUGGCGGACCAACACUGUUGUAAUCGUGUGUACCUGUUGUGUGUGGCGAGCGGUGUCCCGUGUGUGUCUCACCUGUGGGUGCGCGACUGCUGCCGAGAAAACUCCCUCCUCAACUACAGGAACUACCUCCUGCCCACGGGGGCGGGGCCAGGGGGCGGAGUCAGAGAGUGGCGUCCUCAUCGAAGUCCGUUUAAGUCGCUCCGAGUUUUGCUGCUGCUCAAAAACCAGGUUGAGUUCUGGUCUGAACUGGUCCGACUGGGAGGAGGCACCGCCCUGGUCCGGUCCCCUGAAGACCGCACAGAGUUCCUGGUGGGUUCUGCUGAUGUUCUGGUGCUGGAGCCCGGUCUAGACCCUGGUCCGGUCUCUGGUCCGGUCUCUGGUCCGGUCUCUGGUCCGGUCUCUGGUCCGGUCUCUGGUCCGGUCUCUGGUCCGGACUUGCCGCGGGUCUCGGUGGACUGGCUCAUUGACUGUGUGGUUUGUGGAGAGACUCUGGACUUCUCCAGCUUCUCGUCGGCUCUGGACUCGUCCUCGUCUUCAUCAUCUUAAAGCCUGAAGUGAAGCUGAAGCUGCUGUAAAUAUUUGAAUAAACUGUUUUAAAGUGA
Molecule: messenger RNA, 5016 nt
Organism: Boleophthalmus pectinirostris (great blue-spotted mudskipper)
Lineage: Eukaryota; Metazoa; Chordata; Actinopteri; Gobiiformes; Gobiidae
Gene: tp53bp1
Product: tumor protein p53 binding protein, 1
Exons: 27
Coding region: 173-4960 (1595 amino acids)
Biological process (GO): positive regulation of transcription by RNA polymerase II; DNA damage checkpoint signaling
Cellular component (GO): nucleus
Molecular function (GO): histone binding
Source: RefSeq, a predicted model, not a curated record